UGACCGCUCUGAUUCAGUUUUAACCAAUAAUAAAUAAUCCAAUAGCACGUUACACAAUUGAUACCAUUCCACUUGUAUACAGAAGUACAUCUUUGUUACUGUAGUUAUGAUUGUUAACUUGUAACCACCAGCAAAAUAUUACGCAAGAAAUAUAGAUUCGACGUUUAAACUUGAACAGCCAAUCUUUGUCCUACUUUUGAUACCUUAAGCUCACAACAUCUCUGGAAUCGCCAAAAUUUCCUCAUGUGGACAUUUUUUUUGUCUAUAUGUUGAGCAACCACAUUGUCUGUUGUGCCCCAUGAUAAGCUACUUUGUUGGACCCUACUAGAGAAAUAAGUGCCCAUUGUACUUGUAUGCAUGAGUGCAUUUUCCUGGCAUGGGUUCUUGAUGUGCACCCUUCUCCAAAUUGCCUUGGUUAUAUGCAAUGCUGGUAAUCCAUAAUAUGACUCUUUCUAUUUCAGGACCUAGGGAGCUCACUGGUGCUGUUGAUUUAAGAAGUCAGUACAAAUUGCAGCCGCACCAUGAUUUCUUUUGCAAGAGGCCUUUGCCACUUGCAAUCUCAGAUACACAUUACCUUCACAAUGUUGUGGGGGACACUGACAUUCGGAAAGGAGAAGGAAUGAAGCUAGAUCAACUCGUUCAGAAUACUUAAGGGAUAAGCCUGCUUAUAUUCAGCCCUUUGAUAUGGAAACACUGGGGCAAGCAUUUCAGCUUCGAGAAACUGCUCCAGUAGAUUUACCCUUUGCAUACCUACUAUUUCGGGCAAACCAAAAAGUGAGUCCAAGGACAAAGCCAAAAAACAUAAAAAGCACAAAGACAAAGAUAAAGACAGGGAGCAUAAGAAGCACAAACAUCGACAUAAGGAUCGGUCUAAGGACAGACAAGGACAAGGAUAAGAAAAAGGAUAAGAAGCAUCAUGAGAAGAAGAGGAAGCAUGAGGGGACAGAGGACUCGGCAGACGUGCAUAAGCACAAAAAAAGCAAGCAUAAGAGUUCCAAAAUCGAUGAGAUGGGUAAUGCACUUAGUUAGCUACAGUUUUCUUCUUAUACUGUCAACCAGUGUCAUAUUCUGUUAGAAGGAGGCUCAAAAGGUUUCCGUCACCAGACCCGCUGCAGAUCAAUUGUUUUGGAUCCUACUGAAGCGCGCCAGCGUCGGCAUGAGAUUGGACAUGGGAAGCGUCUUAUUUAUUAACCACGGUCCAUUGGCUGGAGUCAAGGAAAUUCUCAAGCAUAAAACGUCAUCUUCUUACUCGGCGUGCUUUUAAAGGAGAAGUUGGUAUUGAAUUUAUGGAUCUGUAUAGCUACCUGAUCCCGGUAUAUGAAAUUGAGCCUCUUGAGAAAUUACUGAUGUGAUGCUGCAGACAAAAUUGUCCAAUACUUGCGGUGUGAAGGGUACAAACGUUACCUCUUCCCAAAUUGUAUAAGGCCUGCUGAUUCAGAACCACCUCCACAUUACUUGUUUACAAGUGGUGCCAAGGAUGAAGUCGAAGCAGCAUGGAUGGCAGCAAUCAACAAGGAAAUUAAACGUGUGUUGACAGAAGUUCUUCUGAAGGUUACGGAUGAUCUUUUUAAUGAGAUCGCAACCAAAGUUAUGAAUGAAGAUGAUUCAUCAGCUGAACCAAAUGAGACCACUGGUGUCUCUAGCUCAAAGGAGCUUGGUCUGGGAGAAUCAAAAGUGAAGACCACAGCUAAAGUUGUAGUCCUUGCUAAGCCAAACAAUGUUAGCUCUACUCGUUCUGAUGGUACUGGGCUAAGUUCUCCUAAAGGUGUUCUUCUUGGUCUUGCUAGUUAUGAUUCAGAUGACGAGGAUGAUGAGGGCGAUGGUGAUGAAGAUGCUCAAAAGCAAAGGCAGGGAUGGGAGUUGGUAGGUGUAUGUACUUGCAGCCCUAGUAAUUGCAUGGAUUCACAUGUUCUUCUUGCGAUAUCUUUUGGUCCAUGAAGGAGCAGCCUAAGGAGCAGAAGCACUUGAAGAGACUACUGAUGACAGGAAAAAGAUGCAUUUGUUUUCGUUUGUAGAGGUGAGACAGGAGCUCAAUAUUCCCAAUGCCUCAGACUCUCGCAAUAGAAAAGGGCCAAGGCCUGCAUCUAUUGCAAGAGUGUGAGGCAUUGGGAAUAUGGAGCCGUUGUGUCGCCAAGAACCUCUUUGUUGCAAUGGUCGAGGCUACUGAAACUGCACAACUUGCUCUUGCAUGCACCAGGGAAGUUGAAUCUUGUCAACUAGAGUUCUUGAGCAGUGGGCGGGAACUUUUUUGUAACCUAUAGUGCCUGCGUUAUGGAGAAUGUCUUGUUACACCCGUAUGCCACCCUCCUAGACCUAGUCUCAGUAUUGUGCAUACUCUAACACACAUUUGCAGCGUUGUGAUGGAAGUAUAUCAUCAUGUUUGAGCACGGGUUUCUAUAAUUAAUGCAUUGCAUGAGACCACAUAGCGCAUCCCGGGUGUAGUGCUAUGAUAUUUUCUGGUCUAUAAAAGAGUGGCAGCCCCCUUUGGGUUACACCGUCAUUUCUAUCAUAUAUCUAGAGAGAUGAACAUUUUGUUAGAUUUCUAGCUUUCUUAGUCUCUUUGGGGAGAGAAAGCAAGCUUACAGUGCUUUUGGAUGUCAAAAAUGAAACAAAUUGUAAUUGUUUGUUGCCCCUUAUAAACUAGAGUGCUUGAGUUGGUUAUGGAACUACUCGAUCAUUUAUGUGACUACCCCCAACUUGGGAGGUUGGGGAAAUUAGACAUGACUCUAAAUAUAGUGUCAUCAAUCAACUACUUGUGGAGGAGGCACGAUUCAAACUUUUUUCCGUUCUUCCCAUAAGUUACGGUAAUGGAUUCAGUUGGGCAUAAUUUAUUUAGUACUUGUAUAUUGCUUCACGAUUUACAUAUGUGCCAUCAGAUAAUCCUGAUGAUAGCCACCACUUACCAUCGUAAUAGAUAUUUGAAUCGUGUGCAAUUGUUUGGAGAGUCGACGAGCUACCGGUCAUCUUGGCACUAGUAGAGGCU
This is a messenger RNA of Triticum urartu, 2983 nucleotides long. The record is from RefSeq and is a predicted model, not a curated record. NCBI's taxonomy places the organism in Eukaryota, Viridiplantae, Streptophyta, Magnoliopsida, Poales, Poaceae.